CCCAGAAACAGCAAUAAAAGCUCUUCUUUCAAGAAACAGACCCACAGCUUUUACUAUUUAUAGAAACUCUUUUCACAAACUCAACCCUUAAUAACUUUAUAAGCUAGUAGUAUAAUUAUCCUCUGCUUCUCAUUUCAGGUCACCAAAUCAAAACCACCCACAAUAUAAACAAACUUAAGCACGCUAAAACAAGCACAAUCACAUUUUCACAUGCAUAUAUGCACUCCCUUCAUAUAACCCAAAUGCUUCUUAGUUCUUACUUUCAUUUCAUACACCUACUCACUUCUACUCAUUCUACCAUCAUGAACAACCAGCACCUCAACAACAACAACAACAACAACAUGACUUCUUCUUCUUCUUCGUCAUCAUACUACUCAUUUUCUCUCUUCUCUUCCCACGGCAUGACUGGAGUCUUUUCAUUACACGAUAUUCAAAUUGUAGAGAUUUUCCUUGCUGUUGCUGUUUUUAUAGUGAUACAUUCUCUAAGACAAAAGAAGUUCCAUGGUUUACCUGUAUGGCCGGUUGUAGGUAUGCUGCCUUCCUUAAUCUUUGGACUUAGGCAAAACAUGUACGAAUGGCUUACUGAUACUACAAACCGUCAGAGGGGUACCUUCCACUUCAAAGGACCCUGGUUCAGCAGCCUGCAAAGUGUGGUAACAUCUGAUCCUCGGAACUUGGAGCAUCUUCUCAAGGCAAAAUUCUCCAACUUUCCCAAAGGAGGGUAUUUUCGGAACAACCUGAAAGAUCUUCUUGGUGAUGGGAUCUUCAAUGCAGAUAACGAGACUUGGGCUAAGCAAAGGAAGACAGCAAGCAUUGUGUUUCACUCAACAAAGUUUCGACAACUAACUGCUGAUUCCUUGUUCGAGUUAGUUCAUAAAAGACUCCUACCUGUACUUGAGGAAUCACUGAAAAAUGAUAUCCCUAUUGAUUUGCAAGAUGUCCUGUUAAGGCUGACAUUUGACAAUGUCUGCAUGAUAGCUUUUGGGGUUGAUCCUGGUUGUUUAACCCCAGGGCUUCCGGAAAUACCCUUCGCUUGUGCUUUUGAGAAAGCAACAGAAGCAACAGUUCUCCGUUUUGUCACUCCAACCUGUGUAUGGAAGAUGAUGAAGUACCUCAACAUUGGGCCAGAGAAAGACCUGAAAGAAUCAAUCACAGGAGUUAACUUAUUUGCUGAUGAAGUUAUUAGGACAAGGAAGAAGGAGCUAGCUUUACAAGAUGAGAAUAGUAAACAGAGAUCAGAUUUACUUACAGUGUUUAUGAGGUUAAAAGAUGAGAAAGGACAGCCAUUUUCUGACAAGUUUUUACGAGAUAUCUGUGUAAACUUCAUACUUGCUGGUAGGGAUACCUCGUCUGUAGCACUCAGCUGGUUUUUCUGGCUUAUUAAUCAGCACCCAGAGACCGAGGAGAAGAUUCUAGAAGAGAUAUGUAGAAUUCUUCGCGAAAGGGAAAGUGCAGGUAAUGUAGAGAUUACAGGACCAGUUAUUUUCCAGCCAGAGGAGAUUAAGAAGAUGGACUUUCUGCAUGCUGCUAUCUCAGAGGCCUUGAGACUCUACCCUUCAGUGCCAGUAGAUCAUAAGGAGGUAGUUGAAGAUGAUGUGUUCCCAGAUGGGACAGUGCUGAAGAAAGGAACAAAAGUAAUAUAUGCUAUCUACUCGAUGGGAAGAAUGGAAGCCAUCUGGGGUAAAGACUGCAGAGAAUACAAGCCAGAGAGGUGGCUUAGAGAUGGGCGAUUCAUGAGUGAGUCAGCAUAUAAGUUUACAGCUUUCAAUGGAGGACCUAGACUAUGCUUAGGCAAGGACUUUGCUUAUUACCAAAUGAAAUUUGCUGCUGCCUCCAUUCUCUACCGAUAUCAGGUGAAGGUGACGAAAAAUCAUCCAGUUGAACCAAAGCUCGCACUGACUAUGUACAUGAAAUAUGGGCUUAAAGUAAAUCUCAUCAGGCGCGAUGAAGCUGAGCUUCAUAAACUCCUCAGGGUUAAAUACUAGAAGUAUUAAUUUCGACAAACCUGUGUGUUAUGUCUUCUGUUUUAGCUACUUUUUGUGAUUAAAGUUGUGUAAGAAUACAUAUGAUUAGAGUAAAAGACUAAAAGAUAAUUUGAGAAGCUAUUUAGAAUAUCCACAUUCAGGAGCUGCUACAUGUCAAUAUAUAGUUAAUUAAUCAUAGAGUUGAUAUUUAAAGUUUAAUGGAAGCAUUCACUAUUUGAUUA
Molecule: messenger RNA, 2206 nt
Organism: Spinacia oleracea (spinach)
Lineage: Eukaryota; Viridiplantae; Streptophyta; Magnoliopsida; Caryophyllales; Amaranthaceae
Product: cytochrome P450 86B1
Exons: 2
Coding region: 219-1985 (588 amino acids)
Molecular function (GO): iron ion binding; heme binding; monooxygenase activity
Source: RefSeq, a predicted model, not a curated record